This is a messenger RNA of Helobdella robusta, 378 nucleotides long. RefSeq lists its product as hypothetical. The transcript has 4 exons. The record is from RefSeq and is a predicted model, not a curated record. The coding region runs from base 1 to 378 and encodes 125 amino acids. NCBI's taxonomy places the organism in Eukaryota, Metazoa, Annelida, Clitellata, Rhynchobdellida, Glossiphoniidae.
AUGUUGAAGAAAAACACAAGAAUACGGCAAAUCCACGAAGAGAAUGGGAGAAUAUGUGUUGAAAAGUUGUCUCAACAACAGGAGACUACAAACCACCAGAAUGCUGGAACUGUGAAAAAAGACAUAUCAGGAAGUAUUGCUGGUAAACAGAUGUUACCUCGGUGCGCUAUGGCUAUGGCACGUCGCCUCUGCCCAAAACUUUUGGGUCCAGCUGCCUAUUACAAUAAGAAUUCUGCAUUGCCAAAUUUCAGUGUUGGUUACAUCAAGCCAAGAAAUGUGCCUAUACUGGUGACGAAGAAUGCUUGCUUGACGAAAUACCUUAGGCUGAAAGUUCAAAUAACAUUCUGGCUUGGAGACCAAGCAAGUUUAACUUUAUAG